This is a messenger RNA of Chrysochloris asiatica (Cape golden mole), 744 nucleotides long. It is a transcript of the gene APOBEC1, whose product is annotated as apolipoprotein B mRNA editing enzyme, catalytic polypeptide 1. Bases 31 to 744 code for a protein of 237 amino acids. The transcript has 5 exons. Gene Ontology annotation, molecular function: zinc ion binding; RNA binding; cytidine deaminase activity. Gene Ontology annotation, cellular component: nucleus; cytoplasm. The record is from RefSeq and is a predicted model, not a curated record. NCBI's taxonomy places the organism in Eukaryota, Metazoa, Chordata, Mammalia, Afrosoricida, Chrysochloridae. Gene Ontology annotation, biological process: cytidine to uridine editing.
CCAGGGGAAACAGCCCAGAGACAGAGCACUAUGACUUCUGAGAAAGGUCCUUCAACUGGGGAUGCCACCUUGAGGAGAAGAAUCAAACCCUGGGAAUUUGAAACCUUCUUCGACCCCAGGGAACUCCGCAAAGAAACCUGCCUGCUGUAUGAAAUCAAGUGGGGCACAAGUCACAAAAUCUGGCGAAACACAGGCCUAAACACAACCAAGCAUGUUGAAAUCAAUUUCAUAGAAAAAUUUACCUCAGAAAGAAAUUUUUCCUCAUCUGUCAGUUGCUGCAUCACCUGGUUCUUGUCCUGGAGUCCCUGUUGGGAAUGCUGCAAGGCUAUUAAAGAAUUUUUGAGCCAACACUCCAAUGUGACCCUUGUUAUGUAUGUAGCAAGGAUUUUUCAUCACAUGGAUCCACAAAACCGGCAAGAACUCAGGGACCUUGUCAUUACCAGUGGUGUAACUGUCCAGAUCAUGAGAGGUCCAGAGUAUGAUCACUGCUGGAGGAAUUUUGUCAACUACCCACCUGGGGAAGAAGCUCACUGGCCAAGAUACCCGCCUCUGUGGAUGAAGCUCUAUGCUCUGGAACUCCACUGUAUAAUCCUAAGUCUUCCACCGUGUUUAAAGAUUUCAAGAAGAUAUCAGCAUCAGCAAACACUUUUCAGCCUUAAAUUUCAAAACUGCCAUUUCCAAAUGAUUCCACCCUAUAUCCUUCUAGCUACAGAGAUGAUACAACCAUCUGUGACUUGGAGAUAA